AUGACUACCCCAACAGCUUCUCUUCUACCUCCUGUGUUCAACGGUGAACACUACCAUAUUUGGUCAGUUAAAAUGAAGGCUUACCUGAGAGGUCAAGGACUCUGGCAGUAUGUAGAGGAAGACAGACAACCCCCUCAGUUGGGACCAAAUCCUACCCUCAAUCAAAUCCGAAUGCAUGAAGAGGAAGCAUCAAGAGCUCCAAGAGCCUUGUCCCACAUCCACUCAGCUGUCACAGACCUUGUUUUUACAAGGAUUAUGACAUGCGAAACUGCUAAGGAAUCAUGGGACAAGCUGAGAGAAGAAUUCAUGGGAAGUGAUACCACAAGGAACAUGCAGAUUUUGAAUUUGAGAAGGGAGUUCGAAACCUUGAGGAUGCAAGAGGCUGAGAAGGUGAAAGAAUAUGUUGACAGGCUAAUGAACAUUGUCAACAAAAUCAUAUUACUUGGAGUGCAGAUGCCAGACAGCAGUAUUGUGGAAAAGGUGAUGGUGAGCCUGCCGGAAAGGUUUGAAGCUAAGAUCUCAUCCUUGGAGGACUCAAAGGACCUGACUCAGAUCACAAUGACUGAGCUAGUCCAUGCUCUGCAGGCAUAA
Pistacia vera is the source of this 591-nucleotide messenger RNA. RefSeq lists its product as uncharacterized. NCBI's taxonomy places the organism in Eukaryota, Viridiplantae, Streptophyta, Magnoliopsida, Sapindales, Anacardiaceae. The coding region runs from base 1 to 591 and encodes 196 amino acids. The record is from RefSeq and is a predicted model, not a curated record. The transcript has a single exon.